GACAUAUUCGGAUCCUCAGACUCCCGUAGAAAACCCACUUCUUCCAAUUCUCCAUCGUCAUCACCCAAUCACACUCCAAUUCCGGAUCCGACCCGCAUAGUAUGCAUAGAACCCGAUCCGAACAUCCCUUUCUGGCAACGGACCUGGUUCCUGCUCCUGCUCCUCGUCAUGGGUGCGAAAAAACCCUUGCUUUUCAUCAUCUCGCUCUUCCCUCUCUCUAUCCUCGCCGUAAUCUGGUUCUCUCCCUCUUCUCCGUUCUCCGAACCAUCGCUUUCCGUUUCAUCUCCAAUGUCCGGGAAAAAGGAUAUAUGGAGUGUUCGAAGAAUUAUGGAGUGGCGGCCUUGCAAAUGGUGGCUUGAUGGACAUUUAACUGCUCUGCCAGCAGAGAGUAAUGGGUACAUUCAAUUAGAUUGCUAUGGCGGGCUUAAUCAAAUGAGAAGGGAUUUUUGUGAUGGUGUUGGCAUAGCACGUUUGCUGAAUGCAACUCUUGUUUUGCCAAAGUUCGAAGUGGCUGCAUACUGGAAUGAAUCAAGUGGUUUUGCAGAUGUAUUUGAUGUGGAUUACUUAAUACAACAGAUGAAUGGCUUUGUUAAAGUUGUCGAAGAAUUGCCAGCAGAGAUUGCAUCGAAAGAACCAGUCCAAGUGGAUUGCAGCAAACGUAAAGGCCAAUUUGAUUAUGCGGAAAGUGUCCUCCCUUCUCUACUGAAGCAUCAUUAUAUUUCACUCACCCCAGCAAUGAGCCAAAGGAGAGAUAGAUAUCCUCUACAUGCAAAGGCUGCUCUUUGUCAAACUUGUUACAAUGCGUUACGCCUUACCAAAGCCUUGGAAAAUAAAGGCUCCAAACUCCUUCAAGCCAUACCAAAACCCUUUCUCUCACUUCACCUUCGUUUUGAACCUGACAUGGUGGCCUACAGUCAAUGCGAGUAUUCUGGCCUUUCUUCUUCCUCCAUGGAAGCCAUAGAAGCUUCACGGGGAGAUCGAAAACCCUGGACAGGAGAAUCCGCCCGUGUUUGGCGUAACUGUGGAAAAUGCCCCCUCACUCCUAAAGAGACUGCUUUCAUCCUUCAAUCUCUGUCCAUCCCAACAAACACAAAUAUUUAUUUGGCAGCUGGUGAUGGCCUUAUGGAGCUGGAAGGGUUAACUUCUGUCUACACAAACAUUUCCACAAAAGCUACCUUUCUUAGUGGCGAGGAAUUUGCAAGCAUGCAUGGGAACACAAAAGCUGCACUGGAUUACUAUGUAUCUAUCAAUAGCGAUUCGUAUAUUGCUACGUACUUUGGGAACAUGGAUAAAAUGGUUGCGGCAAUGCGGGCUUUUAAGGGGUUGUUUAAGACACUUUUGUUGACCAGGAGGGCUUUUGCAGGAUUCACGUCUCAGGGUUUGCAAGGGAACGAGUUGAGAGAAGCCCUUUGGAAGGUGCAUAGAGAUGAUUUUGUGCUGGGUAGAGGGUCUGCUUUGCCAGAUUGCUUUUGUGAGUUCAAAUUGUGAGAUUUUAGGUUUUCUUUCUGUUUUUCAGAAGAUUUUACAUUUUAUGGGCUAAAUAUAACGCCUUAUUAACAGUAGAAGGAAGGUCAUGCUAGUUCAACAUCUCAAUGCAAGAUUUAGAAAUCUUCUUUCACUUGACUAGCUCUCUACUUUUUCACCUCCUUGUUUGGUGCUAGGCAACAGAGACAUGAUACGAAAAUUUAGUAGAGUAUUUGUUUUUUCGAUCC
Messenger RNA from Rhododendron vialii, 1712 nucleotides. Its product is annotated as O-fucosyltransferase 13-like. The transcript has 6 exons. The record is from RefSeq and is a predicted model, not a curated record. The coding region runs from base 169 to 1488 and encodes 439 amino acids. Lineage: Eukaryota; Viridiplantae; Streptophyta; Magnoliopsida; Ericales; Ericaceae. Gene Ontology annotation, cellular component: cytoplasm.